Molecule: messenger RNA, 4505 nt
Organism: Miniopterus natalensis
Lineage: Eukaryota; Metazoa; Chordata; Mammalia; Chiroptera; Miniopteridae
Gene: COL8A2
Product: collagen type VIII alpha 2 chain
Biological process (GO): extracellular matrix organization
Molecular function (GO): extracellular matrix structural constituent conferring tensile strength; protein binding
Source: RefSeq, a predicted model, not a curated record
CUGGGGUGGCGGUGAGUUAGGGCAAGAGGUUUCCCGGGCUCCUGGCCUCUUCCUCACUGUCUCUCUUUUGUCCUCAGGCCUCGCCUCUGCUGGGACCUUUAGAGGGCCCUCCAACCUGAAAGCACGCUCGCGGACGCCAUGCGGGGGGCUCUGACGCCCCUGUCUGUGCCACCACCUCUGCUGCUGCUGCUGCUGGUGCUGGGGUNGCUGGUGCUGGGGUGCGGGCCGCGGGCAGCCACCUGCGGCGGGGCCGGCGGGGCGGCGGGCUACGCGCCGGUGAAGUACGUGCAGCCGAUGCACAAAGGACCCGUGGGGCCGCCCUUCCGCGAGGGCAAGGGCCAGUACCUGGAAAUGCCUCUACCGCUGCUGCCGAUGGAUCUGAAAGGAGAGCCCGGCCCCCCUGGGAAACCUGGGCCUCGGGGGCCCCCUGGCCCUCCUGGCUUCCCAGGAAAACCAGGCACUGGAAAGCCAGGGCUUCAUGGGCAGCCUGGCCCUGCUGGUCCCCCUGGCUUCUCCCGGAUGGGCAAGGCUGGUCCCCCAGGGCUCCCGGGCAAGGUUGGACCACCAGGGCAGCCAGGGCUUCGGGGGGAGCCAGGGAUACGAGGGGACCAGGGCCUCCGGGGUCCCCCAGGGCCCCCUGGCCUCCCUGGGCCUUCAGGCAUUGCUGUCCCUGGGAAACCAGGCCCCCAAGGUGUUCCAGGGCCACCAGGCUUUGGGGGGGAGCCAGGGCCCCAGGGAGAGCCUGGGCCCCCAGGUGAUCGAGGCCUCAAGGGGGAUAAUGGGGUGGGCCAGCCAGGGCUGCCCGGAGCCCCAGGGCAGGGGGGUGCCCCUGGACCCCCUGGCCUCCCUGGUCCAGCUGGCUUGGGCAAACCAGGUUUAGAUGGGCUUCCUGGGGCCCCUGGAGAUAAGGGUGAGUCUGGCCCUCCCGGGGUGCCAGGACCCAGGGGGGAGCCAGGGGCAUUGGGCCCAAAAGGGCCCCCUGGGAUGGAUGGUGUGGGGAUUCCAGGCUCAGCAGGGGUGCCAGGGCCACAGGGCCCAGCAGGGGCCAAAGGGGAACCAGGGGUCCGGGGCCCCCCUGGUCUGAUAGGACCCACUGGCUAUGGGAUGCCAGGACUGCCAGGCCCCAAGGGGGACAAGGGCCCAGCUGGGGUCCCAGGGCUCUUGGGGGACAGGGGCGAGCCAGGUGAGGAUGGAGAGCCGGGGGAGCAGGGCCCACAGGGCCUUGGGGGCCCCCCUGGACUUCCAGGGUCUGCAGGGCUCCCUGGAAGACGUGGGCCCCCUGGGCCUAAAGGAGAGGUAGGUCCUGGAGGACCCCCAGGAUUGCCUGGCAUUCGGGGUGACCAGGGGCCUAAUGGCCUGGCUGGGAAACCUGGGCUCCCAGGAGAGAGGGGGCUUCCAGGGGCCCAUGGACCCCCUGGACCAACUGGGCCCAAGGGCGAACAAGGUUUCACAGGUCGCCCUGGGGGUCCAGGGGUGGCAGGAGCCCUGGGACAGAAGGGUGACUUGGGGCUCCCUGGUCAGCCUGGCCUGAGGGGCCCCUCAGGAAUCCCAGGACUCCAAGGUCCAGCUGGUCCUAUCGGGCCACAAGGUCUUCCAGGCCUAAAGGGUGAACCAGGCCUGCCAGGGCCCCCUGGAGAGGGGAAAGUGGGGGAACCUGGUAUGGCUGGGCCUACAGGGCCCCCUGGGGUCCCCGGUUCCCCAGGACUCACAGGCCCUCCGGGGCCUCCGGGGCCUCCUGGCCCCCCUGGCGCCCCUGGGGCCUUUGAUGAGACUGGCAUCGCCGGCCUGCACCUGCCGAAUGGUGGCGUUGAGGGUGCCGUGCUGGGCAAGGGCGGCAAGCCGCAAUUUGGGCUGGGCGAGCUGUCGGCCCACACCACGCCUGCCUUCACCGCUGUGCUCACCUCACCCUUUCCUGCCUCGGGCAUGCCUGUUAAAUUUGACCGGACUCUCUACAACGGCCACAGUGGCUACAACCCAGCUACUGGCAUCUUCACCUGCCCUGUGGGCGGGGUCUACUACUUUGCUUACCACGUGCAUGUCAAGGGCACCAAUGUGUGGGUGGCCCUGUACAAAAACAACGUGCCAGCCACUUACACCUACGACGAGUACAAGAAAGGCUACCUGGAUCAGGCGUCUGGCGGGGCUGUGCUCCAGCUGCGGCCCAACGACCAGGUCUGGGUGCAGAUGCCCUCGGACCAGGCCAAUGGCCUCUACUCCACUGAGUACAUCCACUCCUCCUUUUCAGGGUUCUUGCUCUGCCCCACAUAACCAGCAGGGCCCUGCUGCCCUGGCCUCCUCCUCUUUAGUGGUAGAGAGAACUCAGUUACAAAGAACCUGCAUUUAAAGAAAAAACCAAAGGCUGAACAGAGGUCGCCAUGGCCUUGGCCUUGGCCCGAGGAGACUGACUUGGUUUCUCCCUCCAUGCAGGCUGAGGCUGUUUCUGGAAGAGGCUGGCCUGAGUUCCUCCUCUCCCCCAAGUGUCUGCAGUGUUGGGCUUGUGGCCCCAUUCCUGGCCUGCAGGCAGCAGGCCCCUGCCCCCUGUGAGUCCUGGGCUCUGCUGGGUGGUGAAAUACGCUGCUUCUCUGUGAGUCAGAGCUGAGAGGGGACUGAGCUCCCCCAACCAUCCCCUCGGGGGGACAUAUUCCCAAGCCCUGCCCUUCCUGCUGGCCCCCCAGAUGGUACCUGCUCAAGGAAUGGGGCAUAGCCUCCCUCAAUUCUUGGCUGGGGCUCUUCCAGCUCCCCUAGGACCUCCAGCAUAUGAUGGUGGGUCCCCUGAACAGUUUGUUUCCCUCCAGGGGAAAGGGAGAGGAGGGGGCCAUGUGGACACCAUGCCAGGACUGCAAUCCCAGGGGCGAUGCUGUGGCGUGAGGCAUGUAUAGGUGUGUGGCCCCUUCUGCAGGCUCCUGGGAAGGGCCAUCCCCCUUUCAUGGCCCCUGCUGCAGCCAUGGGGAAUGGUGGUUUGUGAGGGGUGGGGGCAUGGGGCUGGGGCAGGAUGACAGGUCUGCACAUGCAUUUCUAUCUCCUAGGCUGCCCCCACCAGCUCUGGCUCUGUUCAGCAAGAGGGCAGCUGCCCAGGCCCCUAGGGAGGGGCACAGGCAGGCACUAGGCAGGGUCAGCUGUCAGCGAGCAGGAGUAUUCCUCCUUUCACGUCUUGGGAAAAGGGCUGAUUUUCACAUACAAAAUUGUAAGGGAUCCUUGCCACCCCCAACCCAAGUGACCCCACAGCAUAGCCUCCUGUUUAGUCCUCAGAACAAGGUGCACACAAGCUCGGGGAUGAAGGCACCGCCUGCUUUUCCUUAAUAAGAACCACAUGUAUGUGUGCGUCUACUAAAGGGGUUAAUCUGGGGGGGCUUCCUCUCCUCCCACCUCUGGUUCCAAUUUCCUGUUCUAAGCAGGAUUAGGGCCCAGGAGGCUGAGGCUCUGGGAAAAAGGGUGCCAACAAGGCCCCUUUGGAAUGAGUUGGCUCUGGAUGUUUCUGCCAUUUUCCCCAAUCAGAGCUCCUCUGCAGGAAACAGGCAGGAUCCCCCUCCCUCCCUUCAGCCCCUAGUUCAAGCUGAGUGGAUAAAGCUGAGAUUAGUGCUGGGGGCAGGGGUGGUGUAUGCUCUUGCUCAUGCAAGGAUAGCCACUCUCCAGCGGCUUGGGGCCUCUCCUUCAGCCCUCCCCAAUCCAGCCCACCUCCCUGGACCAAGUGUGAGCCUGGGUCAGUGUGCUCUACUUCAGGCCCCACCGGGCCAUCUGUGUUGAAAAUGGAGGGUGGCUGCUGACUUCUGACUCACCGAGCUGAGGUUCCCAUGGGCCCCUCACCAAUCCUCCGCCCCACCAACUUCUCCCGAUAAAGGGAACCAUUUGACUGCUCAUGCUAACUUUCAAAAGGAAAAAUGAAAAUCCAAAUCUGCCCAAAUGAUAUUUUAAGAACAGGUUUUUGCUGGGGUUCAUGGUGGAUUUCUCAUUCCCCGACAACCAAGAGAGCUGUCUCGAACCACACCUGGUGGGCCCUUUGCUCAGCCUCCUUCUGGGUCAAAGCCACCACUGGCUUGUGGGGGAGGGGUUUGAUGAGCGGACACUUAUCAGCUGCCAGUGGGAACCCAGGGCUCUAAGGAGGAGCCAAAAAGGCUGUUUCACUAAACUGAGUUUCUGCUAAAAGUCACUCCUAAACCUUUGAGGGGUGGUUGGUGCUUCGAAAUGUUAUGUUCCAGGUGCUGUCUACUUAACUGACUAGCUUUGAUAAAUGAUGUCAGGUUUUAACAAUGAAAAGUACAUUACCUUGUGCAUUUUUAUAUUCUGAUUCAUUUUUUUUUAAGAUUAAGGUUUAAAUGUUUUCCAUUAGUAAUUUCAUUUCUAACCUGGUAGAAGAAGCUUAGUUCUCUACGUACCUAUUACGUGCCCUGUGUCACAGAUUUGGAAAAAAUGCACUUGGGAAUCAAAGAAAAUGGGACUUCUUUUUGAAAAGAAAAACGGUAUUGACUGUAUUGGCACAGCCUCAAUAAAAUCUGUUGUGUACAACA